UGCUACUGCCUGCUGUCUGUUGGCUGUCUGUCUGCCUACCUCACUGACUGGCCGUCUGACCGUCUGUCUGUCUGUCUGUCUGUCUGUCUGUCCGUCUGUGUGCUCUCACAAUGUGUAACUGAGUAUCUCUCAUCCUAGUGUGUGUGUGUGUGUGUGACCGUGUGUGUGACCGUGUGUGUGACCGUGUGUGUGUCUCUUCUUCUCUUGCCAAUAUGAUGAGACAGACUCCUGCCCCCAGGAAGACUACGGCCAGAAGGCCCAAGCCCAGCCGUCCUGCGGGAACCGGAGCCUCCAAGGCGGGGCCCUCUGGGUCUGUGUCUGCCUCGGCUGGAGAGAUGAGCAGCAGCGAGCCUUCCACCCCGGCACAGACCCCCCUGGGGGCCCCCAUCAUCCCCUCACCCGGGGGGCUCCUCUCCCCUUCAGCCCCCCCACCUCCACUCCCCAGCAAGGAGGAGGAGUCUCUGCGAGGUCAGGUGAAGGAUCUGGAGGAAAAGUUAGAGACUCUGAGGAUGAAGAGGACAGAGGACAAGGUCAAGCUGAAGGAGCUGGAGAAACAUAAGAUCCAGCUGGAGCAGCUCCAGGAAUGGAAGACCAAGAUGCAGGAGCAGCAGAACGACCUGACAAAACAACUCAAAGAGGCCAAGAAGGAGGCGAAGGAGGCCCAGGAGGCGAAGGAGCACUACAUGGAGGAGAUGGCGGACACGGCUGACGCUAUAGAGAUGGCCACGCUGGACAAGGAGAUGGCUGAGGAGCGGGCAGAGUCCCUGCAGCAGGAGGUGGAGUCUCUGAAGGAGAAACUGGAAGAGCUCGUCAUGGACCUGGAGAUCCUCAAACACGAGAUAGAGGAGAAAGGGACAGACGGUGCUGCUUCCAGUUACCAUGUGAAACAGCUGGAGGAGCAGAACGGCAGGCUGAAGGAAGCUCUCGUCAGGAUGCGUGACCUGUCUGUGUCGGAGAAGCAGGAACAUGUGAAGCUCCAGAAGCAGACAGAGAGGAAGAGCACAGAGCUGGACACCCUGAGGACUCAGAGAGAGAAACUCCAGGAGGAGAUGAAACUGGCCGAGAGGACCAUUGAUGAACUCAAAGAACAGGUGGAUGGGGCACUAGGAGCUGAGGAGAUGGUGGAGACUCUGACAGAGAGGAAUCUAGACCUGGAGGAGAAAGUCAGAGAGCUGAGAGAGACCGUCGUUGAUCUGGAAGCCAUCAACGAAAUGAAUGAUGAACUCCAGGAGAACGCCAGAGAGACGGAGCUGGAGCUCAGAGAGAUGCUGGAUCUGGGCGGAGGCAGGGUCAGGGAGGCGGAGAAACGGGUGGAAGCUGCUCAGGAGACCGUAGCUGACUAUCAACAGACCAUCAAGAAGUACCGUGAGCUGACCGCUCACCUGCAGGAGGUGAACAGAGAGCUGACCAGCCAGCAGGAAGCCACAGCUGAGCAGCAGCAGCAGCCUCCAGCUGAGAUGUUUGACUUCAAGAUCAAGUUUGCUGAGACUAAGGCCUAUGCCAAGGCCAUAGAGAUGGAGCUGAGGAAGAUGGAAGUGGGCCAGGCCAACAGACAGGUGUCUCUCCUCACAUCCUUCAUGCCCGACUCCUUCCUGCGUCAUGGAGGAGACCACGACUGUAUCCUGGUGCUUCUGCUCAUACCAAGACUAAUCUUCAAGGCGGAGCUGAUCAGUAAGCAGGCCCAGGAGAAGUUUGAUCUGAAUGACAACUGUGUGGAGAGGAGCGGGAUGAGAGGAGCGGCUGGGGAACAGCUGAGCUUUGCUGCAGGACUCGUCUACUCUCUCAGUCUGCUACAGGCUACACUACAUAAAUACGAGCAAGCGCUGAACCAAUGCAGCGUGGAGGUAUAUCAGAAGAUCGGGACCCUCUACCCGGAGAUGGGCGUUCACGAACGUUCCCUGGACUUCCUGAUCGACCUGCUGCACAGAGACCAGCUGGAUGAGACGGUGCAUGUGGCGCCGCUCACCAAGGCCAUCAAAUACUACCAGCACCUGUACAGUAUCCACCUGGCAGAGCAGACAGAGGACUGUACCAUGCAUCUGGCUGAUCACAUCAGGUUUACCCAGAGUGCGUUGGACUGUAUGUGUGUGGAGGUUGGUCGUCUGCGUGCGUUCCUACACACAGGGCAGGAGAAGACGGACCUGGCCGUGCUGCUGAAGGAUCUAGAGACUUCCUGUUCUGACAUCAGACAGUUCUGUAAGAAGAUCCGCCGACGCAUGCCUGGUACGGACGUACCUGGGAUACCUGCUGCACUCACCUUCUUACAGCAGGUGGCAGAUAUUCUGCUGGACUGCAGGAAACACCUGACCUGGGUGGUGGCUGUGCUGCAGGAGGUGGCGGCUGCAGGGGCGCAGAUGGUUGCCCAUCUAGGGGAGCAGGAGGGACUCUCCGCACUCAAACUAGAGGACGUGGCCUUUAAGGCUGGAGAGCAGAUCUAUGGAACUCAAGGUUCUAACCCCUAUGGGUGCCUGCGCCAGUCCUGCUGCAUCGUCAUAGCAACCAUGAACAAGAUGGCCACCGCCAUGCAGGAGGGAGAGUACGACGCAGAUAGACCCCAGAUCACGACACUUCCUCCGGUGGAGCUGCGUGCCACAGCCCUCAGAGCGGAGAUCACAGACGCAGAAGGACUGGGCAUGAAGCUGGAGGACAGAGACACAGUCAUCAAGGAGCUCAAGAAGUCACUCAAGUUCAAGGGAGAGGAGCUGAGUGAGGCUAGCGUUCGGCUCAGUCUGUUGGAGAAGAAACUCGACAGUUCAUCGAGAGACGCAGACGAGCGCGUAGAGAAGAUCCAAACUCAACUAGACGAGACUCAGACUCUGCUCAAGAAGAAAGAGAAGGAGUUUGAGGAGACCAUGGACGCUCUGCAGGCUGAUAUCGACCAAUUGGAGUCGGAGAAGGCGGAUCUGAAGCAGCGUCUGAACAGCCAAUCAAAGAUGACCAUGGACGGGCUGAGAGGAGCGCCAGCGUCGGGAAUCGCCUCCAUUGUCACGGGGAUGACAGGAGCGACUAUGGCCAGUAUGGGUCCCGGUAUGGGUCCCGGUAUGGGUCCUGGGUCGGGGGUCCCGGUGAUAGACUCUCCUCUCCUGACGCAGCAGAUUGAGGCUCAGAGACACAGCAUCAAACACCUGAAGAAUGAGAACAACAGACUCAAGGCUGAGAAGAUGCGUGCCCAGCUGUCCUCCCUACCACCUCUCCAUGUCUCCAAGCUCCCCACUAGAGACGGCUCUCACCCAGAGGUGCUCUCUAGCGCCCUCUAUCGUAAGACUGACCAAUUACUGGACACGUUACUGCAGAUGAGUGCCAACGUCAAAGUGGUGGACAUCACUGGCAAAUCCCCAGUAACUCCUAGUGCCCAGCUGCUGGAACACACAGCCAGACUCCAGGCUCUUAGCAACACUCUGGACAGACUGAAGGAUGAGGUAUCAGAACAUGUGGUGACCCAGAGACCUGGAGCUAGAGCCUUGUCUGACUUUGCCACGUUCCCCUGCUCUUCCUUCGUCAAGGUCCAGGAGGAGAAGAGGGGGGACAUGGUGCUGGUGGGGAAGGUGAUGAUGCCGUGUUCCCGUGGUCAGGAGCAGGUCCACCGUCUCGUCCUAUCACAGCCUCAGCUCCAAAGAGUGCACCGCCUCCUGCUGACAUAGGCUCCACCCACAACCCACCCUGCGGACAUAGGCUCCACCCACAACCCACCUUGCGGACAUAGGCUCCACCUUCAACCUGCCCUGUUGCUCCUUCCCAUCUGUCUGUCUGAGUUUUUUUUUAGGCCAAAGCAUUGGGUUUGUGUUCGUACGCAGACGGUGCUUGACUUGGGCCGUGAGCUCACUGAACUGAGUGCCAGAACCUUAAUUAUCUCUAUUGCCUGAGUUCCAUUCUGUCGUUAUUGCAAAGUUCUGGCACCUGGAUAUAAACGGUAGCAGCACCUAAAAUAAGUAACAGCGUCAAGUCAAGUCCCGUUCAUACGUACAGUUAGAGUAUUAAUACGCUCACUUCCUCUAGAACGCUCGUUCACUUCCUCUGUAGAUCACUCAUUUCCUCUGUAGUAGAUCAUACUCACUUCCUCUGUAGAUCAUACUCACUUCCUCUGUAGAUCAUACUCACUUCCUCUAGAUCGCUCGUUCACUUCCUCUGUAGAUCAUACUCACUUCCUCUGUAGAUCAUACUCACUUCCUCUGUAGAUCAUACUAAUUUCCUCUAGAUCGCUCGUUCACUUCCUCUGUAGAUCAUACUCACUUCCUCUGUAGAUCAUUUGGUAGAGCAUAGGGCCUGUAACGGCAGGAUAGUGGGUUUGAUUCCUAGGACCACCUAUACACAAAAAUGUAUUCAUGCAUGACUGUCAGACACUUUGGAUUAAAGCGUCUGCCAAAUUAUAUUACGUAAACACACACCUCUGCUGAGGGUGAUGCUGCCUGCUACACUACUACACUGUCUGCUGAGGGUGAUGCUGCCUGCUACACUACUACACUGUCUGCUGAGGGUGAUGCUGCCUGCUACACUACUACACUGUCUGCUGAGGGUGAUGCUGCCUGCUACACUACUACACUGUCUGCUGAGGGUGAUGCUGCCUGCUACACUACUACACUGUCUGCUGAGGGUGAUGCUGCCUGCUACACUACUACACUGUCUGCUGAGGGUGAUGCUGCCUGCUACACUACUACACUGUCUGCUGAGGGUGAUGCUGCCAGCUACACUACUAACCACUGUCUGCUGAGGGUGAUGCUGCCUGCUACACUACUACACUGUCUGCUGAGGGUGAUGCUGCCUGCUACACUACUAACCACUGUCUGCUGAGGGUGAUGCUGCCUGCUACACUACUAACCACUGUCUGCUGAGGGUGAUGCUGCCUGCUACACUACUACACUGUCUGCUGAGGGUGAUGCUGCCAGCUACACUACUAACCACUGUCUGCUGAGGGUGAUGCUGCCUGCUACACUACUACACUGUCUGCUGAGGGUGAUGCUGCCUGCUACACUACUAACCACUGUCUGCUGAGGGUGAUGCUGCCUGCUACACUACUAACCACUGUCUGCUGAGGGUGAUGCUGCCUGCUACACUACUAACCACUGUCUGCUGAGGGUGAUGCUGCCAGCUACACUACUAACCAGUCUGCUGAGGGUGAUGCUGCCUGCUACACUACUAACCAGUCUGCUGAGGGUGAUGCUGCCUGCUACACUACUAACCACUGUCUGCUGAGGGUGAUGCUGCCAGCUACACUACUACACUGUCUGCUGAGGGUGAUGCUGCCUGCUACACUACUACACUGUCUGCUGAGGGUGAUGCUGCCUGCUACACUACUACACUGUCUGCUGAGGGUGAUGCUGCCUGCUACACUACUACACUGUCUGCUGAGGGUGAUGCUGCCUGCUACACUACUACACUGUCUGCUGAGGGUGAUGCUGCCUGCUACACUACUACACUGUCUGCUGAGGGUGAUGCUGCCUGCUACACUACUAACCACUGUCUGCUGAGGGUGAUGCUGCCUGCUACACUACUAACCACUGUCUGCUGAGGGUGAUGCUGCCUGCUACACUACUAACCACUGUCUGCUGAGGGUGAUGCUGCCAGCUACACUACUAACCAGUCUGCUGAGGGUGAUGCUGCCUGCUACACUACUAACCAGUCUGCUGAGGGUGAUGCUGCCUGCUACACUACUAACCACUGUCUGCUGAGGGUGAUGCUGCCAGCUACACUACUACACUGUCUGCUGAGGGUGAUGCUGCCUGCUACCCAUCUUACUGUCUGUCUGCUGAGGGUGAUGCUGCCUGCUACUGUUUCAUCAUUUAUUUAAGAUGGUCAAUGCACAUUGGGCCCUAUUUAGACUUGACAUAAGUUGACUUUAACAUGGACUUAAAUCAACAAUAUUUGUACUUAGGUCCAUGUUUUAUAUCCAUGUUGAGUCUAUUUACCUCAGGUCUGAAUCAGACCCAUUAUAGUUUCCAGGUCCAACGUCAAUGUAAACGUGACCGAGGUAUUUCCUGUCCGUAGUCCCGUAGUUCACGACGGGGUCGUAGUUCACGACGGGGUCGUUGUGUAGACGGUGUCGUUGUACAUACAACUAUUCCUUUUACUCUUAACUAUCUACAGCAGGGGUGUCAAACUCCUUUUCCCAGAAGGCCGUAUUCGGUCUUCACUGAGCGCCGCCCCCCCCCCCCGCAGAAUAAAGAUAAAUAAACAAUUCAAACAACCUUGAGGUUGAUCUAAAGGGAGAGAAAGUUGUCAGAUUUCUGUGUAUUUAAGUUGGUAUUAUUUUUUACUGCAGUUUAAUUUACAUUUCAACGGGAGUGAGAAAAUAAUUCAUUUGAAGGGAUUUUAUGAAACAUGGAUAAAAUGUUUUGAUUUCAUAAAAUCAGUGUCAUGUUUUACUUUUACCGGUCGUAGAUUAAUUUAUUUCAUAUUUAUUGCACAUAUUAAAUGCCAGUAAAUUGGGACAGUCAUCUGUUACCUGAUUGGUUCUGUAAUCUGUUUUAAGUAGCUAAUAUAGUAAUGUGUAUUACAGGUGAGACUCUUGCUGUGUAGAAUGACUCCGGUUUAGCCGUCAUUAAACUACAUGCCUCAUCAGUUACUGUCUGCAAAAAAUACGUAUUGGCCAUAGAGGCUUUGUUUUUUUUCUCUGCUAUGAAGUGUCAUACUGGUAUCAUAAAGGCUAUCUCAUCUCUGCUAUGAAGGGUCAUACUGGUAUCGUAAAGGCUAUCUCAUCUCUGCUAUGAAGUGUCAUACUGGUAUCGUAAAAGCUUUAUAGUUUUUUUUAAUAACCUCAAGUUAUAUUGGCAUUAUUUUCAUGGCAUAGUUGGCUUUCCUUACAUUAUCAUUUGAGAGAUAAUAUAUUAACAUGGUAUUCAUUAUUUUAUGCAUUAGUGAUUUAUAGAGAAUGUACCUCUGUGCAGCCUGUUGCUAGCAUAUAAUGUACCUCUGUGCAGCCUGUUGCUAGCAUAUAAUGUACCUCUGUGCAGCCUGUUGCUAGCAUAUAAUGUACCUCUGUGCAGCCUGUUGCUAGCAUAUAAUGUACCUCUGUGCAGCCUGUUGCUAGCAUAUAAUGUACCUCUGUGCAGCCUGUUGCUAGCAUAUAAUGUACCUCUGUGCAGCCUGUUGCUAGCAUAUAUCUACUACAACCCUGUUUCUGGCCUCUAUCAUUGUGCUCUAUGCCCCGCAAGGUAUUUCAAAUCAAAUCAAAUUGUAUCGGUUACAUACACACAUUUAGCAGAUGUUUUUGCGGGUGUAGCGAAACGCUUGUAACCUUUAUUUGGGUGCGACUGAUUUAAUUUUCCAGAGCCCUGUGUCUCCACUGUAACUAUUACUGCUGUUUAGGGUUGCAAAUAUACGGUAACUUUCCUCAAAUUCCCAGGUUUUCCAGAAAUCCCGAUUGGGAGAUUCAUGUUAUCUGAUAAGCAGAAAAUCCAGGAAUCUUCAAACCGUGAUUUCUAGAAAACCUGGGAAUUUGGGGAAAGUCGCCAGGUUUACACCAAUGUAAUGUAGCAGCUCUAACCACUAUUACUGCACUGUAACCAUCUGAACAAUAAAUAAGCUGAAGGAGAAGGAA
Molecule: messenger RNA, 7534 nt
Organism: Oncorhynchus nerka (sockeye salmon)
Lineage: Eukaryota; Metazoa; Chordata; Actinopteri; Salmoniformes; Salmonidae
Product: dynactin subunit 1-like
Exons: 24
Coding region: 213-3641 (1142 amino acids)
Biological process (GO): nuclear migration; establishment of mitotic spindle orientation; cytoplasmic microtubule organization
Cellular component (GO): kinetochore; nucleus; spindle pole
Molecular function (GO): microtubule plus-end binding
Source: RefSeq, a predicted model, not a curated record